Messenger RNA from Dendronephthya gigantea, 2113 nucleotides. Its product is annotated as melanopsin-A-like. Gene Ontology annotation, cellular component: membrane. The coding region runs from base 979 to 1878 and encodes 299 amino acids. Gene Ontology annotation, molecular function: G protein-coupled receptor activity. The record is from RefSeq and is a predicted model, not a curated record. Gene Ontology annotation, biological process: G protein-coupled receptor signaling pathway. Lineage: Eukaryota; Metazoa; Cnidaria; Anthozoa; Malacalcyonacea; Nephtheidae. The transcript has a single exon.
AUACACAGAGUAGGGUAACAUAUUAAGGCCUAGGUUAUACGUCACAUUUUGGUCGCGUUGAAUGCAAUUUAAACAAUAGAUGAUGAGAUGAUAAACCUCAUUAAGUUUAGUCAUCACCUAUUGUUUGAAUUGCAUUUGGUGCAACCAAAAUGCAACAUAUAACCUAACUCUUGUAAAAGAACAUUUUGAUAUCAUACAAAAUGAUUAUGAGUUUAUGGCAGUUAUUUAGAGAAAGUAAACAUAUUUAAUCUCGAUGUUUAUGCCAAUCAUCGGAAUGCAUCCAUCCCAGGUGGACGGGAAGGAUGGCACUUUUUUCACCAAGCUGCUCAGGUUAUUGUGAAGGACAGUUUAUUGAAAAAAAUGUGUGUCGUACAUAGUCUAUGACAACUUUGUUCCAGAGUAUGCCUUGGGAAUAAGGUUCAGCCUCUGGAACUUAUAAUAGUUUUUUGGAAGGGUUCAACAAAUAUAAUUAUUGGAACAACAAAAUGGAAUUGUAGGGGUUCUAAAAUUUUGAAAAAAUGGCCUAUUAGCUAUAAGUAAAUUGAUUUGAAUUAUUGGAUAUGUUGCUUAUUUUAUGCAGUUAGUAUCAUACUAACUUUCCAUGAUGAAGUUGCAUGCAUGAUGAAGGCCCUUAGGUCAAAAUAAACAGGCAGUUGUUACACCACAUUCAAUGUGAAGUUCUUAUAAUCUCAUGCUUUCACACUAUUCCCAACCUCGUACCCAGGGUCUUUUAAGCAGAGGUAAAAACCCUGGGUACGAGGUUGCACUAUAUUCCUUGCUUCAAUUGAAAAACAUUAGAUUUAGACAUUUUGCAUGUCAGGCAAUUACCUGUGUUUGUUCAGAUGCAUCAGUUGCAUCAACAACUUUCAUGGCAAGAUUUGCAAACAGGCAAAUAAGAAUGUUAUCAAGAUGUUAUUUAAAAAAAACGUUCUGACUUACUAUAUGAAACAAUGCUAUAAUCUCCAGUAAUUUUUGGUAAUGGAGAGGAACUUAAAAAAUACUUGUUUUCAUAGCCUGGAUAUUAUUGAUUUUGUGAUUUCUCUUGGGCCCUUUGACCAUGACAUUUUCAUCUUGUUUGUGUUAAUAUCGGCUAUACUCUCAGUAUUCACAUGCCUGGGAAACACCAUGGUCCUGUUGGCUUACCUGAAGUCAUCUAUUCUCCGCAAGAAGCUUUCCAGUAUUUUUGUAAUCAAUUUGGCAGUCACGGACUGGCUUGUCGGUGUCAUCGUCCAUCCUCUUCUCAUGAUAUUUUUUGUUCAAACAAUCAAUGAUGAUUCAUCCUGUUUUCUUCCUUCUUUGUUGGCUGUAGUUAUUCCGAUACUCAUGAUGGUGUCUCUAUUUAGCGUAGUGGGAGCUACGGCGGAGAGGUUCUUGGCUGUCGUGUAUCCAAUAUAUCACAGAACCGAACUGACAAAGACAAGACUACGGGUAUUUGUGUUAUGUUCAUGGGCGUAUGCAACAUCUUGGAUAUCUAUACUCUUUCUCAGUGAAGAAAAUGCUAAAAUUUACGUGACAUUGAAUUGCGUUUUACCCAUAAUUAUGACACUUUUUGUGGUCAUACUUUGGGUGUACAUUUUUAUCAUAAUUAAAGGACACGCAGUUGUUGGAAACACUUGUCGCGGUCAGAAGAAGACUGCAUUGGAACAACGCCAAAAAUCUGAAAGAAAAACAGCCAAGACGUUUUUGGUAUCAACUUUGAGUCUUUACGUGUCUUAUACGCCGUUGCUUAUCGCAUUGUUUACUAGUUUUAAAGAUCCUCUGCAUAUGAUCUGUUUUCUGGAGAUCAUGCUGUUAACCUCUGUAAUAAAUCCAGUCAUAUAUGGCUUAGGGAAUGUGCAUGUCAGAAAUAUCAUGAGAAAGGAACUUUUAUGUGGAUAGCCUUGCAAGAGUAGCAUGCAUCAGCAUUGGUUAGAGACUCGAUCAUUAGACUAUAAAUUACGAUUUAGUUUUUGAUGUGCAAAUUAUUACUUGUUUUAAUAAGGAAGACAGACCUGUUACUGGUUAGCACAAUCAUACUAAUAAUGUGAAAUAAUUCUGAAAAAGAUCUGCUGAAUGUUAAUAUAAACAAGAGGGAACUUGGAAAGGUUGAGUCCGCCGGAAAAUGGCGUAUUCG